UGUGCGCGAACCGGACGGGAGUGCUUGUCGAGGCUCGGAGCAUGGUGGCCGCCGCCUGAGCAGCCCGCAUGGCGGCCGCGCUGCUGCUGCUGUGCCUGUUCUUCGCGAGCAGCGCCGCCGAGGAGCCGCAGCUGUCGCGCUGCCCGGAUCCGUGCCGAUGCACGGGACUCACGCUGGACUGCAGCCACCGCGGCCUGCGCGCUGUGCCGCGCCCGCUGCCCCAGGACGCCCGCAGGCUGGACCUGGAAGGGAACAACAUCAGCGUGAUCGGCAAGGAUGACUUCCGAGGAAUGAACAAGCUUCGAAUCUUGCAUCUGAUGGAGAACGAGAUACACACGGUGCAUCGGGGCGCCUUCGCGGACCUCACCUCCAUGGAGAGGCUGCGCCUGAACAACAACAAGCUCAGGAGCCUGCCGGACACGCUCUUCGUGACAAUGGUCAACCUACAGCGUCUGGACCUCAGCCAUAACAAGCUUUCUGCGCUGGGGGAGAAGAUGCUCCGGGCUUCCACGCUACUAAAGAACCUCCAGGUGGACGGCAACGAGAUUUCCUGCAUUGACGACGCAGCCCUACGUAGCCUCAGAAACAUGGAAAUCCUGACGCUCAACCGGAACAACCUGACGACGCUGGGAAAGGACUUAUUCGAGAACAUGAAGAAGCUGCGGGUUGUGCGGCUGUCGGAAAACCCGCUGUCCUGCGACUGCCGGCUGUCCUGGCUGGCCUCGUGGUUGCGGCGUCACCCGCGGCUAGGCCUCUUCACUCGCUGCAGCAUGCCGGCCGCGCUCAAGGGCAAGGCGGUCGCGGAACUUCACGAGGACGACAUGACCUGCGACAUCGGCUCAGGACUUCCGUGGCCGCGCCCGGUCACCGGAGGCUGCCAGCGCGCUAGCGCGUGCCCCUUUCCUUGCACCUGCAUGGACGGCGUGGUCGACUGCCGCGACAAAGGGCUCACGGCGCUGCCGCAGCACAUACCUGAAACGACCACCGAGCUGCGGCUAGAACAGAACCAAAUCACGGAGGUCCCCUCACAAGCCUUUGCGCACCUAAAAUGGAUACGUCGAAUUGAUCUCAGCAGCAAUGUUAUAUCGAAAGUAGCCCCUGAUGCGUUUAGUGGACUCAAGUCAUUGACAUCAUUAGUCCUCUAUGGGAACCGGAUAUCAGAUCUCCCUCCUGGGAUAUUUCAUGGCCUCACCUCCCUACAACUGCUGCUGCUGAACGCCAACCGGAUAUCAUGCAUAAGGAAAGACACGUUCAGGGAUCUCCGGAACCUGAAUUUGCUGUCUCUUUAUGACAACAGCAUCCAGUCGCUGGCCAAUGGGUCAUUUGCUCCAUUGAAUAACAUCCAAACGCUACACCUGGCACGCAACCCGUUCAUCUGCGACUGCAACCUUCGCUGGCUAGCAUUGUACCUGCACCAGCACCCGGUGGAGACGAGCGGCGCACGCUGCGAGGGACCGAAACGUAUGCACCGCCGUCGCCUGUCCAUCCUGGGUGAUACAAAGUUCAAGUGCAAAGGUUCGGAAGAGCACAGGACACGCUUGGCGGGCGACUGCGUCGUGGACCGUGACUGUCCAGAGCAGUGCGUCUGUGAAGGCACCAUCGUCGACUGCUCACGCAAGGGUCUUCGCGAGAUUCCUACCGAUCUGCCCACCUUCACGACAGAACUGAGGCUCAAUGACAACCACAUUGUGAAGGUCCGGAAUAGCGGAAUUUUCAAGAAACUGCCGAAUUUGAACAAACUUGACUUGCGCAACAAUGCCAUCUCUGAAAUCGAAGACAACGCUUUUCUCGGUGCAGAACAACUGGCAGAUUUGCUUCUUACGGAGAACAAGCUUAAGCAAGUGCGUGCUAAGAUGUUCUCGGGCCUGAUCCGGCUGAAGACCCUGAUGCUGCGUAGCAACCUGCUGACGUUCAUUGCCAACGACACAUUUGCGGAUUUGGAUUCCGUACGUCUCCUGUCACUGUACGAUAACAAGAUCCGGUGCAUUACGCAGGGUUCCUUCGAACGCAUGUCAUCCCUGGCGACCCUGAACUUGCUGGGGAACCCGCUUCACUGUAGCUGCCACCUACGCUGGCUGUCCGAGUGGCUGCGGCGCAGUGACACGGUUACUGGCAGCCCGCGUUGCCACUCACCGGCGCAUCUCAAGGACCUGCCGUUGCAGGAUGUCGAGCCUAAACAGCUCGUCUGCUCGGAGGAAGACCUGCAUGAGGGAUGCGGCUCGGAUGAACUCUGUCCUCGUGGCUGCACGUGUGUCGGCCAUGCAGUCCACUGCUCAAGACAGCGGCUGCGCCAACUGCCCAAGCACCUGCAGCCAACCACCGUCGAACUGUACCUCGACGUGAACGACAUAACAGAGAUACCGAAGGAGCUGAACCUGCUGAAGGAUGUCACAAGAAUAGACCUCAGCAACAACCAGAUAUCGAUUCUGCCAAACAACAUCUUCUCCAACCUAUCCAAGCUUUCAACACUCAUCCUUAGUUACAACAAACUCCAGUGCAUCCAAGUUGACAGCUUCUCUGGCCUAAAGUCCCUGCGAAUUUUGUCACUACAUGGCAACGACGUGUCGAUGAUACCAGAGGGCACCUUUCGGGACCUGCAGUCUAUCACGCACAUAGCCCUUGGUGCAAACCCACUCUACUGCGACUGCAGCCUUCGCUGGCUCUCUGACUGGAUCAAGAAGGACUACAUUGAACCAGGAAUUGCACGCUGCUCCGAGCCUGCAACCAUGAAGGACAAGCUGGUGCUCACAGCGCCCUCGAACCACUUUGUGUGCGCCGCCAAACCGGAACCGGAUGUGCUGGCCAAAUGCGACGCUUGCUACACAUUCCCGUGCCAGAACGGCGCCACAUGCCGCGCCGUGCCGCUGCGGGACUACGAGUGCGUGUGCCCACCUGGUUACCAUGGCCGGAAUUGUGAAUAUCUUGUGGACGCUUGCUAUGGCAACCCCUGCGAGAAUCAUGGCACCUGCAAAGUUCUCGAAGCAGGGCGUUUCAGUUGCCACUGCCCGAUGGGCUUCCAAGGGGACCGGUGCGAGACCAACAUCGAUGACUGCUACAAGAACAAGUGCGAAAACAACGCCACUUGCAUCGACGCAAUUGGAAGCUAUUCGUGCUCCUGCGCACCUGGAUACAUUGGAAACUAUUGUGAGAAGAAAAUAAAUUUCUGCAGUAAGGAAUUCAACCCGUGCAAGAAUGGUGCCACAUGCGUUGACCACAUUACGUACUACACGUGCGCUUGUGCGCUGGGCUUCGAGGGUGUGAACUGCAGCUCCAAUGUGGACGACUGCGCUGAACAGCCGUGCCUAAAUGGUGCCACCUGUGUGGACGGUAUCAACAGCUACGACUGCGUGUGCCCGCGUGGUUUCGGUGGGGCACACUGCGAGCUUGCACCCAUGGUUGCCAUGCUCUACCCGCGCACCAGCCCUUGCCAGCAGCACGACUGCAAGCACGGUGUCUGCUUCCAACCAGGAGGCACUGGCGCUGACUAUGUGUGCAAGUGCAGCCCAGGCUUCACAGGCCGCCGCUGUGAGCUGUUGUCGAGUGUGAGCUUCCGUGAGGACUCAUUCCUCGAGUUUGAACCACUCCAGACUCGGCCACGAGCAAACAUCACUCUCAAACUGGCCACACGCCGUGAGUCUGGCGUCAUCGCCUACACCGGCGAGGGCCAGCAUCUGGCUGUCGAGCUGUUCAAGGGGCGCGUGCGGGUCAGCUACGACGCAGGCAACUACCCGGUAUCAACCAUGUUCAGUUUUGAGACCCUGCCUGAUGGCGAUUACCACUCACUCACUCUGGUUGUCGAGAAGAAGAAUGUAACGAUGAUGGUGGAUGGUGGUCCCACUCGCUCUGUGGUCAACGAGGGCCCCCACGAGUACCUGGAGCUGCACACACCGCUCUACGUUGGCGGACUGCCCACGGACGUGGCGGCCACUGCUCUGCGCCAGUGGCAUCUGCGCAACGCCUCCAGCUUUCUUGGCUGCAUGAAGGAAUUAUAUGUGAAUGACAAGCCGAUGGACCUGAUUAAUGCACGCAAACAACAGCGUGUUUCGCCUGGUUGCACCGAGUAUGACGACCCCAAGCCAUGCAAGAACCACCUCUGCAAGCGCGGGAAAUGCAUACCGGUUGAUCGAUACAACUAUGAGUGCAGCUGCCGCAGUGGCUGGAGCGGGCCAUUCUGCGACCAGGCACCAACAUGCCAGAAGGAGCAGUAUCGUGACCACAUUGAAGAAGACGGCUGCCGGUCACAGAAGAAGGUCAAGAUGGCUGAGUGCAUCGGCUCAUGUGGUGACCACUGCUGCCGUGCUCACAAGACCAAGCGGCGCAGCGUCAAGAUGGUGUGCCCGUUGGGCAGAACGUACACCAAGCAUGUGGAAGUGGUGCGCAAGUGUGGCUGCUCGCGCAAGUGCUGAGGGCUCGACAGACGUGCCUGCGUUGCAUAGGGCUGCUGCCGUUGGUCUCCGCUCAUUAUUGUGUACGCCAAGCCGGUACACCGCGCGAGCAGCUACACAACCCGCCAUUUUUGUUCCUAUCAGUGUGCACAGCGCUGAUUCAAACGGGCUCGACGUGCUUCUGCCUCAAAAGUUUGAAUUGGACAACUAUUCCCAGGAUCAGUGUUGCCAACCAAUGGUUCUUGCGCCAUUUUAGUGGAGCCUGUAUGUAGAAUGGUCAUUCUGCACUUGGUUUGCUUCGGUGCAAGUCUAGAUGUUUCGCCGUUGUGUAAUUCUGCCACUUUGCUCCUCCAAUUGGCUCUAAAAUGGAUCAUGCCAUUUCUAAUUGGCUGCAAGAAGAAAACAUGGUAGAAUAUCUGACAGCAGCAAAACUUCCAGAGCAGCAUCCCAGAAUUAAUUCAAGCACAGCAAGUGUAGUGCAAUCUGUAACAGUCACAAAAAAGAUUGUAUUCGAUGGGCUUUUUAGUGGUCACGCUGAUAUUCUUUAUCUUGCUAUAAGAUUCUCUAUCUAAUUACGUUGGUAAACACACAUACAACCCUGUACUUCAGCACAUCUUUCUGAUUGGUUGAACAAUUCUGUGGAGUUUAUGAAGGAAGUUGGUUGUGCAAUGUCAAAAAAAAAAAAAUAACUUAAGAAAAUAUGUAUGCCUAGCAGAGUUCUGUUAAGGUGCCUACACUUAUCUGAGAUAUGUGUUUUGAGUAUUGUAGCCCUUACAGAAACUUGUCCCAAUGUUGUGAUCAUAAAUUCCUUGAAGCGUCAUUCCUGUUACAUGUUCCAGGCCCUUCCCGAGCCAUAUUUAGUUGCGGUCAUUUGAAUGAUUAACAUUUUGUUCAUAGCAGGACAUGGGAGAAGGACAGCCAAGAAGUUAUAAUCUGUCGGUUGGAUCCGUUAUCUGGUUUUUGGGAAUUUAAGCAGGCUCUGUUCCCAUUUUGUAUUAUCUGUAGACGAAAUGGCACAAGGACGUCAGUGAAUUGCUCACUGCUCUGGGGACCAAAGUGGCAGUUGAUACGGAAUCUGAACCGGCACAACUAUUAUUUUCAGUGUUUGGCAGCCUGUAGUUCGUAGUUUAAUUUUUUUGUUGUUGUUGUUAUUGUCAUGUGCCCCAUUUUUCCCAUCCUGCAUACUUUUGUUCCCCCCCUUUCCUCACAUUUGGUGUUGUGAUUAGCUUUAUGUGUUAUUUAUAUCUCUAAGGUUCGUGUUUUGAAAGCCAAAAUUGCUCACACAGCUGAUGUACCACUAGUUAGCUGCUCUUUUCGUGGAAAGCUUUAAACUAUCUUAUCAUCACAAGAGUGUAUAGAAUCUCAAGUUACUAUCAUAUUUGGCACAGCUUGUGCUUUGACGGGUUGAGCUUUUUAUGUACUGCGAGAAAGAGUUGUCUCAACUCUGUGAAGCCAAUGUUGCUUUACCAAUGUUGUUACAAUGAAUUCAUUGACUAGGUAGUGCUAAUUGUAAGCAUUAUACAUUAGAUGUGAAUCUAUGGACUUUAAUGGUGCAUUGUGUCUGUAUGUGGUGGCCUUGAAUAUUUGUUGAAAUCUACAGCAGCUGCAGUGUUGCAGUUUUGAACUUCCUGCUCGAACAACUCACUGCCAAAGGGUGAAAUUGAAAACACCAGAACUUGAGUUUCUGUGUGGCACUGGUCUGUUUUGUAGGUAUCAAGACAGCUUUGAGAUGAGUGGUAUAGAACCAGUGCCAAAGAAGAAAGAGCACUGCUUGUAUUCAGCAAACUGUACAUGGUGGCUACCUGAAAGGUACUGCAAGAGCGAAGCUAAUUGGAAUUGGUAUAAAUUACACUUCUGGAAUACCAAAAAGGUUGGUCUUAUCAUGAGCAAAGGUCUGGGAAGCCAGAAAAAUCACAAAAAUGAAAGCCAGGUACCAACACCAUAUUGAAGUCCUCAUACUAGCUCUCCAUGAAAUCAAGGGUUUUGACAGCAUCUGUGUGGGGCUAGUUGAUCAUUUAUCAAUAAAUAAAGAUGACAUUGCUUUUUAAAGGAACCGAAUGUUUACAAGACUUUUUUCGUUUAUAAAUAGUCUAAACACUAAAAAAAAUUAAUUACAUAUAUAUAUAUACAUACAUGGUGAAAUCCAUGACAUUGCACUGACAUACUGCUACUGCAGUUUGAGUGCUAAAUUCAGAAGCCUUGGCCUUAAUUUUUUCUGCUACUAGUAAUAAACCUUUUUUUUUUUUAACAAAUAAACUUAACAUAGAUUUCAAAAAAUGCUUCACUAGUUCAAAAUUCAUUUAGUGUGGGUUUAAGUGCCUUACAAGAACACAUUAAAUCAGGUUAGACAAUUAGACUGAUAGAUCACGCAUCUGACACUAUUUGCUAGCUCAUUCAAUGAAACGGGAUGGGUUAUUAGUGAUGAAAAUGAAUACUGGCCCUCUUUUUAUACAUUAAUUACAAAUAUAUGCAUCAACACUUAUACAUAGUAGCUAGCUGAAGUGGAAAUUCAGUUUUCAGUUGUUGCUUUGUGCAGUGAACCUCUGUUCUGAUUAAAUGUCAGUCGCUUACUGUUUCAAAAGUGUAACCUACCCAUCUACCCAAACUGUUGUUUUCUUUAGUUUCCCUUUAAAGUGUCUUGUGCAUAGCCUGAAAGCAAGCACAACAUUGCUUCACGAAGGGGUUGUUUAAAAGUGUUCUUGAUAAAAUGCUAGUGGUACCAUGUGCCACCACUCCUCAGGAUUGUGCAGUUACUUCUUAUUGUGAAAAUGCCGUCCGAAGCACUACUUGGUUUUACAUCAUUCUUCUUGAUGGCUGUGACAGAAGUGACGUCUCUUGGCAUACUGUAACACAUCUGUCAUCGUAUGCCUCUACAAGAGUUCCCUUGUAGGCCAUGGAUUAAACUGAUGGCAUAUAUAUUACCAUCAGCAGGCCUUUACUAUCAGUGUAAGCUAAUAUUUUUCACAAUGCUAUUUCACAACCUGCUUAAUUAUGUUUUCAAGUGAUCAAGGUAUUUGUGCUACUAUGACCUGGUGUGGCCAUGUCUCUGUGUUAUCUGCAGCAUGUGUAUGUUGCCAUUCCUUUCCAGGAUAGGUUGACACCAGUUUGAAGCUGGGCUAUGAAUGUUAAAAGGCUCUCCUGUCACAUUCGAAUGUGAAGUACUUGUCUGCAGUUCUCAAAUAACAUAGGCUUCACAGAGAUGACGCGGUAGCAAAUGCUGUUUAAUUUGCAUACCAGGAAGCAGCUUCAACACAUUUCAUCGCUAUUGAAAGCAUUGGUGGUGCUGCAGUAUCUGAACAAACCAAGAGCUCACGUUUUCCCAUUCAUCUAAGCACUGUCAGGAUAGCAUGGUAGUGACAUUUUGACAGGUUUUGUAAAGGUCGCAAUGCUGCUUUUUCCAUUUUGCACCUGCAUCCCCAUUUUGGCCUUGAUCGCGCUUCAGCCAGGCUGGUCAUGAAAGAAACUGCCAUCGCUGCUCACACGUACUUUAAGGCCUGGUUAGCUGUAUAGAAAUCAGGUGAUGCAUAGCAUUUUGUGGGAUGAUGAUCUUUCUGACGUAAGAAAUAUUCAAUGCAGUAGUCACAACUACAUAGAUGCAUUGCUGAGUGCCAUGUGCAGCAAGGUGUCUGUCAUGGCGUUCUUUAUUAUGAGUCUAGCCAUUGCAUCACCCAAGAAUGUCUGCUGGUUUUCCAUGGCUCUCACCCUUCUUAUUCACCAGCACUUUUGCUUAUGAGACAAUGAAAAUGGCACUAAGACGGUAUUGAUGCUAUAUAAGCUUAAAAAUGCACAUGGUGGCAUGUUUUGUUAUACUUCUACUAAACAAGUGCAGAAUUCUUCGACUUGAAGUGUAACUACUUGUUGCUUAUGUAGACGAGUUUUGUACCAUACUGUGGAAUUUUUGGCAUUUAACACUUGCCUUGAAAAGGCUGUUAACAUUCAAUUGAAUAUUGGUCAACAUCUAAGUGAUAUUAAAUCUUUUAGGUUCUUGGCAGCCACUACAGAGCAGGAUGCACAGAAGUAGCUCGCAUGUGAUGGGUGUUUAAUAUGGAGCCUCAGUUUGCCAGUUUAGGACAUGAACAACAUUGAGUGUGUGGAGACAGCUUCAUUUGUCAUAGAUGUUGUAGUGUAAAACGUCAUGACUUAUGACAGCAAAAGUAUGGUGCAUAGAGUUGUGCUUAUGUAUGGUAAUGGCACUGCCUCACCAGUCAGCAAUUUUGGCAAGUUUCGAACCGUCACGGCUGCUUUUAUUUAGCAUAGAGUUUCAUAUGUGGUCUUAUAGUUGUAUGGCACACUAUAUAGUAUUCAUUUCUCUGUAUAUAAAUGCCUCAUUGAAAGAUUAUAUAUAUAUAUAUAUAUAUAUAUACAGCUAACUGACAGUGUCUACAAACAUUACAUGCACAUUGUGUACACUAAUUAGUUUCUUCCAUUCCUUGCAAAUGAACGUGUAUAUAAAAGCUUGUAGAAGGGUCAGUAACAAUGUUUGUACUGUUGCCUUGAAGAAACACAAAUUAAGCUAUUAGUGUUGCACCUGCUACCCCUGUACUUUCGCGGUCCAGGACCAGACUUCUGCCGCUGGUAACUUGAUUGGCCAUGCUUGUAGACAUGAGUGCGGGGGAGUUGUCUCACUUUUUCACUUGAAAAAAAAAAAAAAAUUAAUCGCUAUACUACCGUUGAGUCACCAAGUCCAUGAUUCAGUAAAACCUUGAAAUGAGGCGUGCAUAUCUUAAGCACAAAGGGAGACCAUGUUUCACCUCUUUUGCACAAAUUGAACCGUUGCAUUGUUGGAGAACAGAUAGAAAACAUCAAUGAACACUCUUCAUGCUUUGUCUUGUACUUUAAUAUUUUUCUGUAACAUUACUGUAGUAUUUUUCUGCAGCCUUUAGGCACUUCCAGCCAUAAUCUCUCAGGAUAAAAUUGGCAGGCAGUUGCAGGAUGUUACAUCAUGACCUUUCCCCAUGAUGCCACCAUUCUGGCCUCUUCUAUUUUUGGCAUUGGUGCUUUCUAAAUUACUCUGUGGAUCAUAGCAGUGCACCCAACUCUCUUCAAUAGUGAUCACGCAAUCAUAGAAGCUGUUGCUCAGCUUCACUGUUUCAGUGGUUUAUUUUGUUUUUAUGCAUCUUCUUCAGGCACUGUGCACUCCAAGAUCAAAAGCAAAAAAAGCACUGAUGAAAAUAAUGAUAUUUAAAAUGUGUCACAUACAUUUUGAAACACUUCUGAUUGGACGUGUGCUGCUGGACGUGUAAAGUGUUUUAGUAAAAUGAGUUGGAAGGGUGGGUGUUUCUAUUGGCAUCAGUAUGUCGAUCGUCAUAUAACAGGUUCACUUUUUUCCUUGUUUUUAACAUUGUUUUAUAUCAGGAUUAUAUCUCGUGGCUGGAUAGCUUCUUUCCAAGUAUGCUAGACAUUAAGUCGUUGAUGUUCGCGUACCUGAUGUUCCUGUAGAGAGACCUUGCAUGGAGUCCACAUUCCGUAGACUUGACAAAACUUGCUGACGAAUGAAAAGUUCUUAAUCUGUCCUGCAGAUAUAUGCUUUUCAUGAUUGUUAAGAUGCAAGAAAUGUGGUGAAACUAAAUUUUCAAUGGACAGAAAUAAUUUCUGGCUGAAGGGGAUAUGCUCUUUUGAUGCUACAGCUGUGCUCCUGUGGUGGUACAGUAUACAGUGCUAGCCAACAGCAAAUAAAUUGAUGUACAUUCAUGUUGCUGCCUGUUAUGGGCCCCUAGUGUCAAUUUAAAUUUUCAGACAAUAGUGCAAACUUUAUUAAUGACCCUUAAGUUGCUCUUGGUAUGACAUAAGGAUUGGAGGUCAAAUAUGUGGCAAAAGCAUUUACAUUGUCAAUGAUCUACUGAAAUUGAGCUCCUCGUUUUGUACAGUGAAUAUUUCUUUGUUUGCAGAGUUUGUUUCCUACCGACUCGGCGGUAGUCGGUGUUUUUUUUUUUUUUUUCCUUUUUUCUAUGGGAGUAAAACAUGAAGUUACACAACCAA
Messenger RNA from Dermacentor silvarum, 10364 nucleotides. It is a transcript of the gene sli, whose product is annotated as protein slit. Gene Ontology annotation, biological process: axon guidance. The record is from RefSeq and is a predicted model, not a curated record. Lineage: Eukaryota; Metazoa; Arthropoda; Arachnida; Ixodida; Ixodidae. The transcript is spliced from 34 exons. Gene Ontology annotation, molecular function: Roundabout binding; calcium ion binding; heparin binding. The coding region runs from base 69 to 4406 and encodes 1445 amino acids.